Encephalitozoon intestinalis ATCC 50506 is the source of this 1764-nucleotide messenger RNA. Its product is annotated as dynamin. The record is from RefSeq and is a predicted model, not a curated record. Bases 1 to 1764 code for a protein of 587 amino acids. The transcript has a single exon. Gene Ontology annotation, cellular component: microtubule; cytoplasm; membrane. Gene Ontology annotation, molecular function: GTP binding; GTPase activity; microtubule binding. NCBI's taxonomy places the organism in Eukaryota, Fungi, Microsporidia, Unikaryonidae.
AUGGCAGACAUCAAGAAGAUACACAGACUGCAAGACAUCAGCUCUGCUAUGUCAUGUCUUGGCAUCGAUAUGCCACAGAUAGUAGCAAUAGGAUCACAAAGCAGUGGAAAGAGUAGCGUGCUAGAGCAGAUAAUAAAAAGAGAGGUUCUUCCUCGAGGCACAAACCUAGUGACAAGAUGUCCAAUUGUCCUACAUCUUAGAAGAUGUGAAGAUGGUGCAGAAGGCGUGGUAUUUGAUCAUCUUGCAGGGUCUGUUGACUUUGGCACUGCAGGCUCUAUAAUUAUAAAAAGAAUGGAAGAAAUAUGCGGAAUCAACAAAGGAAUUAGCAGUAGACCAAUAACUGCCUUUGUUAAUCUAAAGGACACGCUUGAGAUGACUGUGGUCGACCUUCCGGGCCUUAUAAAGGUCCCUAUUGGAGAGCAGCCCGAAGACAUCGAGAUACAGGUUGAGGACAUGGUUCUUGGCUACGCAAUGAAGGACUCGUCGAUAAUCCUAGCUCUUGUAAAUGCCAAUGCAGACAUCGCAACAAAUGAAGCACUUAAGAUAGCUAAAAAGGCGGAUCCUCAGUUGAAAAGGACUCUGGGUGUGGUUACAAAAAUCGAUCUAAUGGAUGCAGGAACAGAUUGCAUGAACAUCCUUUCGAAUAGGAAUCCAAAACUGGCUCUUGGAUAUAUUGGUGUGAUAAAUAGAGGGCAGCAGGAUAUUGCCAAGGGUGUAUCUAUAAACGAGGCUAUUCAUAAGGAGUCGAAGUACUUCAAGGAAAAUCCCUUAUAUGGCAAAAUAUAUCCCAAUAUAGGGUCGGAAUACCUUAUAAAGAGACUAAACGAAAUAUUCUACGAGAAGGCAAUGGAAUCAGUCCCGGGAAUUAAGACAGCUGUGAAAAACCAGUUGAACGACAAGGCAAAAAGACUCCAUGAAAUAGAAUCAGGGAAUUCUGUGAAAAGGGAGCAGUCUCUUGUGCUAGAUUACCACCAAGCCAUUCUGGAAAUAUUCAGGCACGUUAGGCCGAAUGUUGGAGUGUUUUCCAAGAGUUCCUCGGGCUUUUUGAAUGAGCUCAAGAAGGCAUUUGAAGAAGAUGAGUUUCUUGCAAUCUUCGAGGACCUACCCUCCAGGCUUAGCAGAUCUUCAUACAUAUUUAUAUCGGAGGCUGUUUUCUAUGACGUGGUGAGAGAAAACAUAAAGAAAAUGGCUACAGAAUAUCUGGAGAAAGUCGAUAAUAUUGUGAAGCUACUCAUUAAAGAGAUCUGGUCAAUAUCAAGUCCAAGCUUUGCAGUACUCUCCAAGAAACUUAAUGGUGUGGUGAGUGAAUGCAUAGAAGAGCAAAGAUGCAAACUAGCCGAUAGCAUACACUUAUACUCGUCGAUCCAGUCGUCGUACAUCAAUGUAAACCACCCAGACUUUGACAGGCCGAGAGCCCUGAGCCUGAUUCUUCGAAAAAUACCAAGAAGCGAAUCCGGUCUUUUGGGGAUGUUCAACUCCAAAGAAGUGUCUUUUGAAGACAAGGCCUUUGAAGUGAGACUUAUAAAGGAGCUAGCCGGAUCCUAUCUUAGAAUUGUAAACAAGGAAAUGAGAAAUUAUGUCCUAAAAGCAAUUCAUUACUACUUAUGUGAGUACAUGGAUUCUAGGCUUCCUAGCGUUCUUACAGAGCUGGAAAUUGAGGAGACCGAGAUGGCCGAGUGUCCUGAGAUUGUUGGAGAAAGAAAUAGCCUUGCUAAAGACAUAGAGAUAUUGAAGAAUGCACUUUCCAGCCUAAGCGGAUUCUGA